UCAAUACAAAGGACUAAUAUCCUCUGACUAGUCAAUUUUCAUUGACUUUUCUUUAAGCUCACAUAAGAUUAUCAUUUUCUUGGCGACCUUAUUCUUGUUAGUUACUAUCUCUCAACACUUCAGAUUGUAAGAGUUGGUUGUUCCGAAAUUAUAGAAAUGAUUUGAGUCGGUGUAAAAAUUCAAGGUUUCCAAGAGAUAUAUAUAUAUGUAUGAUUUUUGUUAUUAAACGCACAUAUAAAAAAUCUUAAGAGAUGGGGCUAAUGGCAACAUUAAAGCAGUCCACUGUGAUUCAUCUAAUGUUUGCUACAACAUUUUUUACAUCGGGUUUGAUAAUCAAUUUCUUCCAGUGCUUUUUGUACUUUGGCCUUAGACCUUUUUCCAGAUAUUUUUACCGGAAAAUUAACUAUUAUCUCUGUUAUUCUUUUUAUAGCCAGUUAGUAUUUGUGGCAGAAUGGUGGUCUGGAUCGGAUGCAGUUAUAUACAUAGAUAAAGAAGAGUUUGAUAAAUAUUAUGGAAAAGAACAUGCUUAUUUAUUAAUGAACCACAGCUAUGAAAUAGAUUGGCUGUUUGGCUGGGUUUUCUGUGAGCGUGUUGGAGUACUUGGUAAUUGUAAAGCAUAUGCAAAGAAAUCAUUACAAUAUAUUCCAACAUUAGGUUGGGCAUGGAAAUUUGCUGAAUGUAUAUUCUUAGAAAGAAACUGGAAUAAAGAUAAACAAAUAAUCGCUUCUCAGAUUAAAGAACUUGCUGAAUAUCCUGACAGUAUAUGGCUACUUUUGUAUCCUGAAGGAACACGUUUCACGCCACAAAAGUUAGUGGCCAGUCAGAAGUUUGCCCAAGAAAAGGGUCUUCCAGUAUUGAAGUACCAUUUAACCCCCCGCAUAAAAGGCUUCACGGCUAGUAUACCAUACAUGCGUGGUAAAAAUACCGCGAUAUAUGAUAUACAAAUACAUUUUAAACCGGACGACCCAGUAAAACCAACAAUUACGAAUUUGUUACUGGGAAAACGAGUCGAGGCACAUCUGCAUAUGCGAAGAAUUGCAUUGGAGGAGGUACCAGAAGACGAGGAGGCUGCAGCAGAAUGGUUAUAUAAGCUAUAUCAGAGAAAAGAUCGUUUGGCAGAGAGUUUUAUGCAAACGGGUGAUCUUUUCGCAACCAGUGGUGUACCUAGACCAGAUCAGUUCAGACUGAAAAGAAGGUAUUAUACGUUAAUCAAUACGAUUGGUUGGGCAGUGGUAGUUUUAGUACCAGUGCUUUAUUAUUUGGUUAAUCUAUUCUUAUCUGGAUCAACCAUUUAUUUCUCCAUUGGCGUGGGCAUUAUUUUUGUGUUUUAUUUAUUAAUGCAGAAAACAAUAGGAAUGUCUGAAAUAAGUAAGAGUUCGUCUUAUGGAACCGAUGAUAAAAAAUCAAAAUAAGAAAAUAAAGAGAAUAUAUUGGUAAAUCUUUAGAGGCUAUUGUCACACAAAUAUAUAAUUAUCUUCUCCUCGUGAUUUUUUCUUCGUGAAAGUCACUGCGUGGAACAUAUUUCCAGAGAUUUGAGAAAGUAUUUGUUUUAAUUCUGUUGGAUAAUGUAUUAAAAUCAGACAGCUGUAUUAUAGUAUCAGUAUGACUAUAAUUUAUAUUAUAUUUACAAGUCAAUUUUGGAGAAGGAAUAUUUUUGGUUUGGUAAAUUGGAUAUUUUAGGAAAUCAUAGGUUUUUGUUAUAACGAUGGUGGUUGUAUUAAAUGAAUUAUUUCUAUUUUUUAAUGAUGAUGUUUCAAUGAAAUUUCUGGCGAUUUAUUAAAGUUUCAUUUAAUAAAAAAAAAAUAAAUAAAGUUUACAUUUUUGGAAUGUAAAAGUAGCAGUUUUAAAGAAAUGCAAACAUUUUAGAUGAAAUGAAAAUAUUUUCAAACUAUUUAGUUAGUUUACAAUCAUGUACAUUUUAUAAAAGUGAUUCUUCAAUAGUGCACAAAUAUUAAUUAAAGGUUGUUAUAAAUAGUUUUCUAAAAUAUGCAUUUUAAUUUAAUAUUUUUAUUCAAGUAGCUUUGGAGGUGGUUGUAUUUUAAGUAUAAUAUUAUGUGUACAUAUUAUGUGGAAUAGGUCUUUCUUUACAGUUUUGUUAUUACCAAUGUAUUUACUAUUUACUUAGUGUCAUUGGUGAAACUAGGCAGGGAUGGGUCUGGCCUCUCAAAAAUGUGGACUGGGACCUUCACUUGUAUAAGGUUCAGAGAUUCUAAGAUCAUAAAAUUCUGAGUUUGUUAAUAAAGCUGACGAACUAAGGGAUUUGACCCGCCUCAGAAAAAAAUCCUAGUUACACCAAUUUGUAUCAAUAUUUUUAUUUUCGUAUAUAGAUGUUGUUACUGUUAAAUAAAUAUUUUAACCCA
This is a messenger RNA of Osmia lignaria (orchard mason bee), 2360 nucleotides long. Its product is annotated as 1-acyl-sn-glycerol-3-phosphate acyltransferase gamma. Lineage: Eukaryota; Metazoa; Arthropoda; Insecta; Hymenoptera; Megachilidae. Gene Ontology annotation, cellular component: endomembrane system. The record is from RefSeq and is a predicted model, not a curated record. Gene Ontology annotation, molecular function: 1-acylglycerol-3-phosphate O-acyltransferase activity.